AUGGAAUUUAUUCAUUGCAAUUCUUGCUUCGAAUUGCCAAAAAGUAACGGACGCACUUUCUUCCUGACAUCUUGUGGACACAUAGCAUGUGCUAAAUGCGUAAAGAAGAGUAAGUUUGCUUUUUUAUAUGGUGGCUACAAAUUUAGAUAUAAAAUAUUUGAUCAAUGUAAAUUUAAGCAAGAUAUUGGUAGUUCAUACUUUUUUUGAUGUCUUUCAAACAUUGUUUUGCAAGAUCAGGCUUAAUUAUAGACAGUAUUUAUUAUAUUUAUAUUGUUUAGACAAAAACACAACAACCCCGUCGAGGUCAGAGAUCUGUAGGACCUGCAAGAAUGCAUGUACAUAUUCCGAAAUCAAUAGAAGUCUUGAUGGCAACUCCAAAAUGUUCUUCCAGAGUCCCAAAGACUUGGCAGCACAGUACAUGGUGAACUUGAAGAAGGUUCUCGAGUUUCAGAGUUAUCACAGAAGUCGGUUGUUCAAGUAUCAGACGGAACGAGUGAGUUAUCUUCUUUUGGGUAAUGUUUUCGCGGUUUAGGGAUGUCAGAUAUGCAUUUUAUGCUGAAAUGUUUAAAAAAGAAACAAUUUUAGAAUAAUUUGGCGGAAUAUGUUAAUUUAUUUGUUUUUAAGGUUAGUUAAAGAGGUUUGUCAUGAAUAAAGUCAAUUUAGAUGUCUUACAUGAACAAAUACGUGAAAACAGCGCAGGUCGAGAUUAAAAAACGACAAGAAGCCGAGAAGAAAGUUAUUGCCGAAAAAGAAAAACUCAAAAAUUAUUGUAAAGAAAAGACGCAGCAAGUUCAGGAGCUUGAGAUGAAGUGAGUCAUGUUAAUAUCGUUCAUAAGUUUGUAUAAUACGUACAAUAUCUUAUUUCAUGUUUAUGGUCGAUUCUAAAUUGUUUUAAAGGUCAUUUUUGUCAGCUUUCAGAUUGACGACUUGUAAAGAAGAGUUGAUGAUGUUGAACAAGCUGAAGGAGGAGAAUGCGUUGAGGAGGUCGAGCAGGGAACGAGAACGGUCGAUUACGCCGAAAAGGAGUGAGUUUGAGAUUCAUAUUACCCAUAAGAUUGUUGUUCAAAGACCGAAAUUACUUUAAUAAAUAAGAUAUAUUGUAAUUGAGUUGAUUUUAACCAAUAUCUUAGCUUGUAAUGCUAUAUUUAGAUAUCUUAUCUUCAGGUCAGAAUCAUCAGUUUCCAAAUUUAUACGGAGAUACGCCUAUAACAACGUUAUCCAUGGCUUGUACGACGAGCACACCAAAUGAUGUGAGUUUAUAUAGCUUUGUUAAAUUAUCGUUUUUGAAAUUGGAAGGGAACAUUAGGUAUAAAAUACUGUUUUACUCGUCUUAGAAAUAAAAAAAUCUAAAAUAUUAUAUAAAAUGAGGUAAUAUUAGGUGAAGUCUGACUGUUUUUAAAACUUUCAGCCAUGCUAUUUGAACACAGACCCCGAUCCCAUGAGUCCAGCCGUCUUCCACGAGAGUCCAGUAGUCGCGUGUGGAGGGAAGUUCUUGACCACGCCAGCUUUGUUAGGCCUUAAUAACGGAAUUCAAAGGUAAGUUAUUUUUAAAAGUGAGGCAUAGAUGGAAUUAUUAAUAUAUUUUUAUAAAAUUUUGACCUUUUUAUACCUAAAAUGAAGUUUACCUGUAAUUUGCGUACAGAUAAACUGUGUUUUGUGAUGUCGUUGUCUGAAAAUACAACGCGUAGACUUCAUCGUAUUAUUUUACCGAACAACAACUUUCUUUCUAGUUAAAAAUACAAAAACUGGUUUCAGACGCUCAUCAAGCCACGGCCGAGGAGAAAUGCCUACACCGUCAUUCUUUCAAAUGCAAUACGACUAG
This is a messenger RNA of Bursaphelenchus okinawaensis, 1822 nucleotides long. The record is from the annotation of a GenBank genome assembly. Lineage: Eukaryota; Metazoa; Nematoda; Chromadorea; Rhabditida; Aphelenchoididae.